Lymnaea stagnalis (great pond snail) is the source of this 6892-nucleotide messenger RNA. The record is from the annotation of a GenBank genome assembly. Lineage: Eukaryota; Metazoa; Mollusca; Gastropoda; Lymnaeidae.
UGACGGAAUCGACAUACGCCCAUUGACAUUUGCGCAUUUAUGUUAAUGGCAUCUAGGCUCUGGCAGAUUUUUUUUUUAAACAUUGGACUUUAUCGCACUUUUGCGAAUUUCAUGUUUUCAAAGAGAACUUACAUUAAAAUUCGUGUCAUGAUUUUAAAAAAAAAUAAUUGUGUUUCCUUCAAUUCCUUGUGUUUGAAAAUUUAGUUUUUAAAGCCGUUUCGCGUCGUUUCAACAUUUUCAAUUAAUGUUUUUUUAAAAAUCAAUGAUAAUUUAGACGGCCGCAUUAAUUUGUGCACACUUUUUUGUUUUGUUUCGUUUGUUCCGCGUUUCUUAUAACUUAUUUGUAAUUGUUGACUUUGUUUUGUUUCGGUUAGUUAUCAUUCCAUGUUCUGUAUAAUUUUUGUCUUGAAUCCCCCCCCCCCAAACCGUUCACUGACCAUUGUAAUCUAUAUCAAUUGCAUGCACCUUGUUGCAGAGAAGUGCGGAAAACGCGUCUGUGUUCCCGAAGCAUUCUGCAGAAACGACAGCCAGUGCCGCUGUGCCACUCCGUACACUGGUAUCGGACAUGUCAAGUGUUACCAGAAAGGUAUGGGGAUAAUUAUAGUUUCAUAGAAUGGGCGUGUCAUGUUCGAUGCCCCAGCUGGCGUUUUGAUUAUAUAUAUAUAUAUAUAUAGCGUUGUGUACACUAUGUUAAAUUUAGAUCUUAAUCAGUUUCUCUUUAAUAAGUGCAAAAUAUUUAAGCUAGAUUCCAUCCAUGUGGGCUCAUUAAGUUUUCUGUCAUGUCAUCAGAUUAUAUUUCCUGUCACGUGAUCGAUGAUCCGUACCUCACGAACUUUUGCCGCGAAAAAGCCUCGGUGCCGAUACCUUGCAGAUACAGGCUGGCCUCGCAUACUGCAGGGCAAGGGUGUGAGGUGAUAGUGUACGCCACAAAUACUCUCUUCCUGUGAGUGCUACUAUUAUUUUAAAAAAUAUGCAAAAAACAAGUGAUGGCUGAAUAUUCCUACAGUCGAUCAGCCUCUCUCUCUCUUUUACUUUCUCUUAUCGUGAAUCUCUCUUCUCCCCUUAUAAACACACAUAUACAGAUUUCAUUGCUCUGGUGUCAUCUGUUAAGGACUGGAUGGUGUUAAUUUUUCUUUUAAAUACCACUUUUUAGAUCACAUUCCCUUCUGUGACCAUUUUCUAGAUCACAUUUACUUCACGGUACCACUUUCGAGAUCUAGAUCACAUUGCCGUCGCGUACCACUCGCGAUGCCACUUUACCCUCAAGUACCACUGUCUAGAUCACACUACCCUCACACCACUUUCUAUAUCGCAUUACCCUCACACACCACUUUCUAUAUCAUAUUACCCUCAGGUAACAUAUUAUAUUUCACAUUUCCCUCACAUACCACUUUCAAUAUCACAUUACCCUCACAUACCGCUUUCUACUUCACAUUACCCUCACAUACCACUUUCUAUUUUACAUAACCCUCACAUAACACAUUCUAUAUCACAUUACCCUCACAUACCACUUUCUACAUCAUUUUACCCUCACAUACUAUUUUCAUAUCACAUUACCCUCACAUACCGCUUUCUAUAUCACAUCACCCUCACAUACCGCUUUCUACAUCACAUUACCCUCACAUACCCCUUUCUACAUCACAUUACCCUCACAUACUAUUUUUAUAUCACAUUACCCUCACAUACCACUUUCUAUAUUACAUCACCCUCACAUACCACUUUCUAGAUCACAUUACCUUCAUUGAAUGUGUAUCUGAAAGUUUGUACACAAAAAUGCUCUUCAUAGCAUUCUGCCCAAUGUUUUGUACAUUGUUGUGCUCUUCUGGGUGUAGGACAUGCCACUUCUUUCUCCAUCCCACUUGUAUACAUUAUUUUGUUUCUCCAUACAAGUUAAGUUAGAGAAAAGAUAAACCAAUAUCACAUUAGGUUUGUUUCACUUGUUGGUGUUUUUAGUUGGAACUCUAUAUGUUCAUUAUGUGUAGUAAGACUAAAUAAACAGUUACGAACAGUGUUUUAUUUUGUGUUUAUUUCCACAAUACUAUAUGUAUGGUAAAACAAAUAAUGCGUUCAAAAAGAAAUCUGACGCAAAAUUUUAACGUGUGAACUGAAAAAAAAAAAUGAUUCGACCAAAUUUCCGUCGAUCAAUAUCCCGUCGACGAAAUUUCUUUCAAACAAUUUUCCGGGUACGAUCGUUUGCCUACCCCUGGUUUAAUCAAUAAACAUAAAUGGGAAAUUCAUGGGCGGUUGGGGGGGGGGGCGUGUUGAGUGGUAUUGACUGUUUGUAAGAGUGGCUAGGGUGCAUUGUUUCCCCUUCUUUUCAGGGACUAUUUUUCCUACGCAACGGGCGUCCAAAUCAGUGUUGGUGUUGAUGGCGAUUACAUGGGGAGUUCUGGGGGGGGUGGGGGGGGGGGCGUGUUGAGUGGUAUUGACUGUUUGUAAGAGUGGCUAGUGUGCAUUGUUUCCCCUUCUUUUCAGGGACUAUUUUUCCUACGCAACGAGCGUCCAAAUCAGUGUUGGUGUUGAUGGCGAUUACCUGAAGAUAUUAUAUGACGUCACACCAGGGACACCUCCAGUUGCUUAUUAUAAAGUGAGUGGCUCUUUUUUUUUUAAAAUUUUUUUUUAUUAGCGUCGAUUGUUCAGGAAAUAAACUUACAUAAGAAUAAAUUGUGCUACUAUUCAAGAAAAUAGCCUUUGCAUUUGUGAAUAACAAUUGUAUUUAUUUGAUUUUCUAAUUAAAUUUUAUUGUGAAGAGUGUGAUGGCUCAAUUGAUGUAGCCUAAAAAUUCAUGAUUGCUGCAAAUUAUGAAUAAAAUGUUUAAAAAUAAAAUAAUCUAAUUUUGAAGUACUCUUAUUUUUUUUUUUUUUUUUUUUUUUUUGCCAGCUUGGAAGUGACCCUCAGUUCAACUUGCCCGCUGGUACGUACAGCUACGUGUUGCUCAACCGGACGUUCGUCAUCACCCUGGACGCCAGCGAUGGGUCCUUUACUGUGGACUCCCCCGACUGCGCGUUGAAUGUCGUGUUUCGACCUCCGCUUGGAACAGGCGCCAUUGCAGAGCAGGUUUGCACACAACGAGUUUCUCUCUUCUCUGUCUUUGACAAAGGCUUUUUUUUUAAAAAAAAAAAAAAAAAAAAAAAAACCUUAACAAACCCCCCCCCCCCCCCCCCCCCCGCUGUCUGUCGUCCUGGAACCACACGGGGGUGUCAGAACACACGGCUAUUUCCUCGGUCAGGGUUGGAAAUGAUGCGAUAUUAAAACGCCCCUCAAGCACAAAUGAAAUAUUUUACUCUAAGAGAAUAACUAUUAGUUACCCGCCCUGCCCCGCCCCCCUUCCCUCCCAUUUGGGUCCCUGGUAAUUUCAGGAAAUCUUUUUUCUUCAUAAAUAGCAAUUAUUUCAAAUUUUCAUACUUAAAUAACAUUAUGCUAAAAGCCUUUUUUUUUUAAAAAAAUAAAAAUUUGCAUUUUUGCUAAAAGCACAUUAAAAGAAAUGAUAAUAAUAAAAAAUAAAUUUAAAAAAAUAGAAUAAAAAUGUAAUCCUGAUUUGAUUUUGGAGUUAAAACCAAAAAAAAAAAAAAAAAAAAAAAAAAAAAACCCCCAAAAAAAAACAACAACACACCCCACCCCCCCAAAAAAAACAACAAAAAAACAAACAAAAAAAAAAAAAAAAAAAAAAAAAAAAAAAAAAAAAAAAAAAAAAAAAAAAAAAAAAAAAAAAAAAAAAAAAAAAAAAAAAAAAAAAAAACAAAAAAAAAAAAAAAAAAAAAAUAAAAAAAAAAAAAAAAAAAAAAAAAAAAAAUAUAAAAAAAAAAAAAAAAAAAAAAAAAAAAAAAAAAAAAAAAAAAAAAAAAAAAAAAAAAAGUUCUUUAGCGUGUAAAGUAUCAAAUCAGCAAAUGUCAAAAAUAUAAGAUUUAAAGAUAUAUUUAAAAAAAUAAAAAUGAAUUAGGAAAAUCAUGACAUGUAGUAACUGCACGUUUUAUGUUGAAAUUCAUACAAGAAAACUUUAUAUGCCUAAAAUCGGCCAAUCAAUUGGCAGCAUUUUAGCAUCGCGAGGGCACAUGAAAAAAAAAAUAGUGCAAUAUAUAUAUAUUUUUUUAAUUUGGAGAUGGGGGAGAAGGAAAAUGUGGAUUAUGCUGUAUUUUAAGGACCAUCAUUGAAGGCCUGAUAUAUAUUGCUGGAAAUUUAGAUUUUAAUUUACACGAAUAAUUACUUUAAACGUCUGCAACAGCCAGAUCUAAUUUAAAACGCGAAUAGCAUCUCGCGAAAAAUGUGAGACGGAGUAAUGUGCGCCAACACUUUGACCUAAUUUUCGUGCAUUGUCAAAAUGACUCCUUCAAGACUCGCGUGGGGUAGUGGUGGGGGAGUGGUUAGGGUACGGUGGGAAAGUGGUGGGUUUAUGUUGGGGGUAUGGUGGGGGUUGUGUUGGGGGUGUGGUGGGGGUAUGGUGGGGGUGUGGUGGGGUAUGGUGGGGUGGGGGAUAUGGUGUGCGUGUGUUGGGGUUGUGUUGGGGAUGGUGUCAAACGGGAUUCAAUAUUUCGUUUCGUUACUUUGUAGCAUCUGAAAAAAGUCAUAAAAAUAGCUUCUCUUACAGUACAUCUAUUUUGUAUCGAUUGUUUAAUAUUGUUAUUAUUAUUUUACUAUUAUUAUUAUUUUAAUAUGAUUUAUUUAAAAUUAUUACAUUAACAACUCCAGAUAAAAACCCCAGGAGUGGCAUGCACAAUCCUGGGAUCUCCCUCCCUUCAGGGCGGCUAUCCCGAAACUCUGUGCGGACAGAGCACCAACUGUUCCGAGGAAGGUCUUGGGGCCUACCAGAGUGAGAAUGCCCUGAGUACUCUGGAACUGGCCGCUCUACUAGCCUGGUUGAAAUCAGAGACUCGACAGUCUAAUGGGUGCGUAUGAUGCUGCUGUAAACAAACAAACAAAAUACAUUUUAAUAGGUGGCUUGGGUAAGGGGACGCGAUACAAGGUGGAGUCAUAAAAGUGUGAAGUUAUGUGAGGUGAUGUAAAGGGAUGUAAUCUGAAUUGAUAUAUGUUGUAAUGAUGUAAAGUUUGUUGGUGCAAGGUGAAUUAAUAUAAGUUGUGAUGUAAGGUGAAUUGAUGUAAGUUGUAAUGAUGUAAUGUGAAGUGAUGUAAGUUCUAGUGAUGUAAGGUGCAUUGAUGUAAGUUGUAGUGAUGUAAGGUGCAGUGAUGCAAUGUGAUGUAAGAUAAUGUAAUGGGAUGUUAAGUGAUGCGAUUUAAGGUGGGGGAUGAAAGGUGAUGUGAUGUCAGUUGAAGUGAUCAUGUGAUGUGAGGUGAUGUGACGUGUAAGAGGAAGUGAUUUGAUAUAACGCGAGGGAACCUGAUGUAACGUGAUGUGACUUGAAUUAAGGUGAUGAAGUGAUGUGACUUGAAUUAAGGUAAAGUGAUGUGACUUGAAUUAAGGUGAAGGGAUGUGAAUUGAAUUAAGGUGAAGUGAUGUGAAUUGAAUCAAGGUCAAGUGAUUUGAAUUGAAGUGAUGUGACUUGAAUUAAGGUGAAGUGAUGUGAAUUGAAUUAAGGGGAAGUGAUGUGAAUUGAAUCAAGGUCAAGUGAUUUAAAUUGAAGUGAUGUGAAUUUAAGUUAUGUGAAGGGAUGUCAGUAUCAUUGUUCCAUGUAUUCUGUGCCCAUGUGUGCGCUCGCACAUGGGGGGGGGGGGGGCGCGGGGUACAGCAGAAAAAGUUAUGCGCACGAAGAAGAGAAAUUGAAGCGUACACACAAUUUUGGAGCAGGACAAAAAUUGUUUCUGUGUCCCAAAUCCAUACACUCCGCAUUCAAUAGUAAUUGAUGAACUGUAAUUUUGCCUUAAACUUCUAACUGUCCGCUGGAAUAAAAAAUAUCACAAGACAUUUGAAAAUUCUAGUGUUUGCUACUAUUUGAACAUUUUCAAUUUUCUUAACACAUUUUGGAAAAACAGAAGACACAAAAGUGGAAAACUCUUAGUUUUUAUAAAAAUUGACAGAAAUUGUUAUAACGUCGACACAAAUCCGUUAUGACCCGGCUAUAAUUCUGCUGAGCGAUAUCUUUGCUCUCGACCCAUAUGUUGGUUUGGCUUGUUUCAAAAUGUGUUUGUACUGCCGUGGUACGAAAGGCAAAAGUAGACUUUGCAACUGGGAAGAUGUUUGAGGACAACUUUAAAUCUCGAUUUUAUGAAAAGAAAAACGAUAGAAAAGGUAUUUAGGAACUAAGGUGCACCUCGAUUGUGCUCAAAAGCGCAGAAAUAAUAUUCCGUCACUACCAGCGAGAGGUUUGGACAUUGUUAUGACAUUUAUGACAUCAAAUUCAAGGGCAGGGCAGAUUGUGAAAAACAAAGUGCGCGUGUGUGUGUGUGUGGGGGGGGGGGGGGGGGGGGUCUUAGCGUGACGAAUGCCAUCAAAACCAAGCAGAGAAAUAAAAUGGUGGAUGUACAUCUGGGUAUGAAUCCGAGAAUACAAUUAAGCGCUAUUUUCAACAACAACAAAAAAGUGUAAUUGACUUAGAUAAUAUGUACAAAGCAUGGGCACAGUGGGUUCGGUAUGAUGUGCUACUGUUUUCUUAUAUUGAAAGGGGGGGGGGGAGGAUUUUUGGCCUACUUCAGAUUUUAUUUCGUGGAAGGGAGGGCAAAAUCUCGGGGAUAUUAGUCAAGACAUGAGCUGACUUUUUAAAAAAUGUUUUAAAAAAUAUACAUUUAUAUUUAAAAAUGGUUGGGUUUUUUUUUGUGUGUGUCAUAUACAAUUAUAUAUAUAUAUUUUUUAAAUUUUUUUUUGCGUGGUGUGUUGAUGCCAAUAGAAGCCAGUGUGAGACGGUCGUGAAAACAUUCAACGAGACCUGCAGCACCCAGGCACUGUCCACCCAAGCUGUGAACGCCUGUGGGCCAAUUUUCUCAUCUCCCACCAUAAAAUGCA